Rhagoletis pomonella (apple maggot) is the source of this 7231-nucleotide messenger RNA. Its product is annotated as cGMP-specific 3',5'-cyclic phosphodiesterase. Gene Ontology annotation, molecular function: 3',5'-cyclic-nucleotide phosphodiesterase activity; protein binding. The transcript is spliced from 14 exons. NCBI's taxonomy places the organism in Eukaryota, Metazoa, Arthropoda, Insecta, Diptera, Tephritidae. Gene Ontology annotation, biological process: signal transduction. The record is from RefSeq and is a predicted model, not a curated record. Bases 1790 to 5377 code for a protein of 1195 amino acids.
GUCGCCUGAAAAUGUUGUGCACCGGAAGUUGAACAGCGGAUGCCGAAUGGCCGCCGGUGACUGUGUAACACAGAAAAUCUUUGCAUAAUCAAAAUUGAAAAUUUUACUCCUUCUACAAAUAUAAUCUAAUGGAGCAAUCGCUUGCAUAUCCAUGCAAAAGUUUUUAACAAGUGCAAGUAAUUUAGUGAAUAAAUUUGUUAAAUAUAAAUGAAACAUUUUUCAAAAUAUUUUUGAGUGUUAUAAAUUUAGGCGAUUGAGCAAGAAAAAUUUGCCGAAGCUGUGCACACCAGCGAUUGAUAAUUUCCCUCCCCACUGUUGGAUGCUGUUACUGCUACGAAAUAUAACAAAAGUGAGCGAAACAGCUAGUGAGAAUUUUCCACAUGUAAACAACAGACUUACGCACCGAGUGACUGAAUAACGAUAAUCAGACUAACUGGCUGACAGAUAUACAGCUGGAGUGAAUUGAGUGCGUUUCAGUUUGUUUGAGGAAGAAUAUAAGGGGCAAACAACAACAAACAGCAAAGCAAGAAAAAACCACAGCAAAUAAAUAGACAACAUGCCAGUGCUUUUAAUUCAUUGAAAAUUCUGCUGAAAGGCGAUAGUGGCAGCCAGAAGAGAAACACAUUGCACGCGUUAUCAGAUGCAAGCGAAACAACAGAAAAAAUAAGAAAAGUAACAACCAGGAAAACUUAAGCCACCAGCUGUUCCUCAACUUUGCUAGUUGGGACUCCCAGAUUGGAAACGUGCACAUCGGAAACCAAACACAUAACAAGCUAAUACUUACAUAGGUAUUAUCUAGAGAGUACACAAAUGAUGAACUUCUACUUCUACGAAAUAAGCGAUGCAUAAUUCCUUCAAAGAAACAAGUAACACUAAUAUAAACAUAACACACACUUGUGACCAUUUAACUUUUAUCUGACGGAAGUAUAGAAAUAAACACAAAAUAAAUGUAAGCUCGAAGAAAAGAAAAGCGCCCAGGAUAACAGCAGCUUAGUACAACAGAAGAAAGCCAACAGGCGAAAAGUUGUGUGUAGCAGAAAAUCGCCAGAAUACGUAACAAAAACUCAUUCGAAAAGUGAAAAACAAAGUGCAAAAACCCCACAGCAGAAGCAACUAAAAUUAGAAAACGGUCAUCAAUUAUCUGCUUAGCAGCAGGUGUAGGGGAUAAAAGUAAAAACAGACAGGAUAACCAGGCGACGGACGUCAGAAUACAAAACACAACGGGUUGCUUGUUAACCACUACCACUUGAGCCGUUACGAACGUGUGAAGUGACUGCUCUAUAAGUUGUGUGAGUGGAAAACCGACAAGGCAACGAAAUUGGAUUAGAGCUGUAGAAUCGAACAAAUCGGACGUUGUACUUAGUGCGAAUGUGCUGGUAACAGGGCAAGUGGGCGCGUAACGGAACCUGGCGGAAGCUUAAGAGCAUUGAGCGCAACAAAUUACAUAUUCGCAAGUGUCCAGGAACUUGAAGUGAAUGAGGGCGCACGUUUCAGCAAAUGUAUACUUAGUACAUGUACCUACUUGUGAACAAAAUUGACAGCCGAUCGAAGUUAGUUACUGUCAAUUAAACCUGUAAGUUUAACGGAACGCACAAACGCACACAAGCACUGAUGUAUGUAGUUACUAAAAACAUAUCUUGAGUCAGACAAUGUGGGAGCGAGUAACUGUAUGCCAAAUGUGAGUGAACGGCUAUUGAACUGGUUACGCUCAUGCCAAUGAUUUCCUCAAGAAAUUUCAUGUAUGAGCAGCAACAACAAAAUCAACAACCUAACACAUACCUAAUUCAAAAUGACAGAUGUGUCACCGACAGCUGCACCAACAGCAACAGCAACAGUAACAGCAAUGACAACGCCAACCGCAGCAGGCACGGCAACAUCUCCGGUUGCCACGACAGCAGAUGGCGACUUAACUGGCUCUUUGCUCAAAAGCAUAGUUAGCUCUAUCGAUGACCCCGAUGUCAGCAUAAAUAAAUCUUUUACAAAUGGAGAUGGUCAUCACGUGGACAAAUUGCCGUCACUUAUAAAAACUGAUAAGCCACACUUGAAUCAAAACAACAACGAGCGUGUAGUCGAUAGCGGCGACAGUAUGACAACCAGCUUGUCCAGCAAACGUUCCUCGUGCGGUUCAGUUCAAUCACCCACAGCAGACGCAACUAGUCCGCGUGAACGCACACAAUCCACCGACAAUGGCGCCACCACUACCAUUACCAGCAACAACAGCGCAACUAACUCGAUAUCCGCUUGUGACAUGGCGACGCUAAAGCAUUCCCCCAACAAUAGCGCAGACAAUACGGCUCUCAAUUCGCCGGUGAGUUGUUGUAGUCCGAUUGUGCACGCGAUGACGCCGACGACGACAACUGCAGCAGCGGCCGAGCGGGCAGCCGCAUGCAGUAAUGGCGGCAAAGUUGCCCGACGUGAAGCCACGCAACAAGAAGUAGACGAAGUGGCGCGUUUGUUCGAGGAAAAGCCGGAAGCAUUCGAGAAAUGGCUGAUGGAGCGUGCACCGCCAGAGGCAUUGGCGCGAUUGCACGAAUUCAUCGAUUCCCGAAAGCCCCCGAAACGACCAUCAGUGACAUCCGAUCUGUUUCAGCAAUGGAUGGCGGCGUCACCUGUGCCGAAAUCCCAAUCUCGCUCACUGUCCACAUCCUCUGGCAAUUCAGUACUGGAUAGUCGACGACAUUUAAUGGAAUUGGAUGAAGGUGAACUAUUCAUGGAGUUGAUUCGUGAUGUGGCCAAUGAAUUGGACAUUGAUGUGCUGUGUCAUAAAAUUCUCGUGAAUGUGGGGCUGCUUACUCAUGCAGAUCGUGGCUCAUUGUUUUUGGCCAAGGGACCACCGAACAAUAAAUACCUGGUUGCAAAGCUCUUCGAUGUGACACAAAAGACAGCGCUCAAGGAUGCUGUUAAGAAGGCUAAAUUGGAAGAGAUACGAAUACCGUUCGGCGUUGGCAUUGCAGGCAUGGUGGCGCAAACUAAGGAGACGAUCAACAUAAAGGAAGCAUACAAGGAUGCACGUUUCAACUGUGAGAUAGAUUUAAAGACUGGCUAUAAAACGAAUGCAAUAUUAUCGAUGCCCAUUUGUAAUUACGAAGGUGACGUUAUUGGAGUAGCACAAAUUAUCAAUAAAACGAAUGGUUCCAUGGAAUUUAGCGACCAUGAUGUAGAGAUCUUUCGUCGUUACCUGACCUUUUGUGGCAUUGGCAUACAAAAUGCCCAACUAUUCGAGAUGUCCGUCCAGGAAUAUCGACGCAAUCAAAUACUUUUGAGCUUGGCGCGCAACAUAUUCGAAGAGCAAAAUAAUUUGGAAUGCUUGGUAACGAAAAUUAUGACUGAAGCGCGUGAGUUGCUGAAAUGCGAAAGAUGCGCAGUGUUUUUAGUGGAUUUGGAUUGCUGUGAAGCGAGUCACUUGGAGAAGAUUAUUGAAAAGCCAAAUCAACUUCAAAGUCGAUUAACUCGCGCGAUUAAAGAUGUUGAGGACGAUGAAAAGGAUGACAAACAAAAGACGCGCACCCGCUUUACGGUGCUUUUUGAGUUGGGCGCCUCCAAUCAAUCGGCCAACAUUUCUCGUCCCUCCGUCAAUGAUCUAUGCAAUUCCACGUUGGCGCAGAUUGCACAAUUUGUUGCGACAACCGGUCAGACGGUGAAUAUUAGCGAUGUACAUGAGUGGGUGCGCGAGCAUAAUCAGAUCCGUACUGAGAAUGAAAUGGACGCCACGAAGGCGAUUCUAUGUAUGCCGAUAGCGAAUGCGCAAAAAACGGUAAUAGGUGUGGCGCAGCUGAUCAAUAAGAGCACUGGUCUGCCUUUUACCGACUCGGAUGUUUCAAUUUUCGAAGCUUUCGCUAUAUUUUGUGGCCUGGGCAUACACAAUACGCAAAUGUAUGAGAAUGCUUGCAAACUAAUGGCCAAGCAGAAGGUGGCAUUGGAAUGUUUAUCUUAUCAUGCGACCGCUAGUGCGGAGCAUACUAACAAGCUGGUCAGCGAUAAAAUUGAGUCGGCCGAAAAAUAUGAUCUUUAUAGUUUUAAGUUUAUUGACUUUAAUCUCUGUGAUGAUGACACCUGUCGCGCCGUCUUGCGCAUGUUUCUACAAUGCAAUCUAGUCGCACAAUUUCAAAUACCCUAUGAAGUUCUUUGCCGUUGGGUGUUGAGUGUACGCAAGAAUUACCGUCCCGUUAAAUACCACAAUUGGCGUCAUGCACUCAACGUGGCUCAAACUAUGUUCGCUAUGCUGAAGACUGGUAAAAUGGAACGCUUCAUGACUGACUUGGAAAUACUAGGUCUCUUGGUGGCAUGUUUGUGUCACGAUCUCGAUCAUCGUGGCACAAAUAAUGCAUUUCAAACCAAAACCGAAUCACCAUUGGCUAUUUUGUAUACGACAAGCACCAUGGAGCAUCACCACUUCGAUCAGUGUGUAAUGAUUUUGAAUUCGGAAGGCAAUAAUAUAUUUCAGGCACUUUCGCCCGAGGACUAUCGCUCUGUUAUGAAAACCGUGGAAAAUGCUAUACUCUCCACCGAUCUGGCGAUGUAUUUUAAGAAGCGUAAUGCUUUCCUGGAGCUCGUGGAAAAUGGCGAAUUCGAUUGGCAGAGUGAGGAGAAGAAGGAGCUGCUAUGCGGCAUGAUGAUGACCGCCUGUGACGUGAGUGCCAUAGCAAAGCCUUGGGAGGUGCAGCAUCGACUAGCCAAGCUGGUUGCAGAUGAAUUUUUCGAUCAAGGGGAUCUAGAGAAGCUACAGUUGAACACACAACCAAUCGCAAUGAUGGAUCGUGAGCGCAAAGAUGAAUUGCCCAAAAUGCAGGUAGGAUUCAUAGACGUCAUCUGCUUGCCGCUAUAUCGCGUUCUUUGCGACACUUUUCCCUGGAUAACACCACUGUAUGAAGGCACGCUAGAAAAUCGACGCAAUUGGCAAGACUUGGCUGAGAAAGUGGAAAUGGGUCUGACUUGGAUAGAUCAUGAUACGAUUGAUAAACCAGUGGAGGAAUUUGCCGGUUGCGCCGAUGAGGAGAUUAAGGAUAUUGAAUUCACGGUUACCACACUCAAUUGUCAUCCGCAGCAACUGCAUGGCGAUGAUGCCUCCACGCCGGAACACCAUCGCGGCAGCACACGACUGAGUAUCAAAAAGACCGGCGCGCUAGGCAAAGCGGUGCGUUCGAAGCUAACAAAAACGCUCUACAACAGCAUGGAUGGUGUCAAACAAAAAUCAUCCUUCAAGCUAUUAGACACUCAUGUGAGCGAAGAUUUAGAUGAUAAAAGUCCAACAAGUCCUUCACAGCCCACGGCAGCAGGCCCCGGUCACAUUUCUGCUUCGUCGUCGACCUCGUCGGCGGGUACUGUCGGCACGGCCGAGAAGUCAAAGAAGCGCUCCAAGCUGUGCUCGCUAUUGUGACGAAAGCCCUCCAAUUAGAAUUUGGCGACCUCCACCGACAAGCACAGCAGCGGUGGAGGGUCGACCGAUGUCUAAUUGGAUUAGAGUUUGUAGAAAAAUUGUUUCAAUUCACUCACAGUAAAGAAAAGCAUUUUUUGAGUUGUGCAUGGAUGUUAUGUGCUUCUCGCAAAAGUAGAGUAGGCAGAGAAAAGGGAAAAAAGAGCUAAAAAACCAAACAAGUAAAUAAACGAAUCAAAAUUUUUAAUGAAAAUAUGAAACACUGGAUCAAAAAGAAAAUAGAUGAAAUUUUAAAUAGGAAUAAGGAUUCGGCUAAUGCAAGAAAGUCAAAAUAAAAAAUUUUUUAUUUUUAUUUUUUGGUUUUCAAAGGCGUUUGGGGUCGAAAUAUCAGCAAUACGACUACAUUAGUGUUCGAAAUUAAUUGAUUAAAGAUCUAUAUUAAAACUUAUUAAAGGAAAACAAACGAAGAAAUAUAGUCUACGUACAUACAGGCAGCGACAAAAAUAUGGAUACCCUGACGUUUUAACGAUUUUAUUUAUUUAUAUUUACCAUGCAGAAUGUCUCUUCUCUUUUACUAUAUGAAGCAACACCCUCUGCGAAAAAAAUUCUCAAAAAUCAUUGCUAAUUUUGGGCGGCUUGAAACGUGCACUUUAUUAUACUAAAAUUUAAUGGGCUGCAAAACUGCAUGCAUACUCCAGAUUUUUCUAAGUAGAAUUAAAAAAUUUUUAAUUUCAAUGAAAAUUUCUUGGUAUUUGCUACAUUUUCCCCGAGUUCUAUAUAAAGUCAAAGAAAUUGAUUUUUUUGGGUUUUGCUGUAGAAUGAACUAUAUUUUUAUAAAAAAAAUUUAAAAAUUUUUUAUGCAAAAUAUAAAUAUGUAUAUUGAUUCCUGUAGGUUUUUCUGUUGAAUGAACUAUGUUUUUAUAAAAAACUUAAAAAAUUGUCUAUGCAAUAUAUAAGUAAAUACAAUUUUUAAAACGAGAGGGUAUGCAUAUUUUUGACGCUGACUGUAUAUGUGUGCUAAAAUUCUGGAUAAAGUCUUACCCAAAACAAAAGCGUACUAAGCGUUGCAACAAAGCACUCUUUUUUUCUCCUUUGGUUGAAUGUAUUCCAUGAGGAAAAUAUGUAGAAGUAACCCAUGAAUAUGUACAAAUGUAUGUAAUGUGGCUUCACUUAAACUCUUAGUUAAUAUUAGUAGUACAUUUUUGUAUAAAAUACAAAUAAUUAUAUGUAUGUAUGUACAUCAACAACUUCUUUUUUAUAAUUACAUAAAAAGCUAGUCAAAUUUUCUUUAAAAAAAAAGUUUGUAUUUAUAUACAAGCAUUACUGCUGCAGCAAUGCAAUUUCUUGUUCUAGUCGUAUCAAAUGAAAAACUAAGUAAAUAUAAAUUAAAUUUACAUAAAAAUGUUUAUUUUAUUUUAAGUUUAGAUAUAUUAGAAAAAUAGCGUAGGUUUGCUUAAGAAACGCCAUGCGAGAAAAAGCAAUUUUGUAAAUAGUGAAAAAUUACUUUAUUACAUUAUGUAUGUAUGUACGUAAACUUAGCUCGGAGAGCUUUAAGAGCCGUGCACACUUUCAAGCUACGCCCCUUCGCGCACUUAGUGAUGGCAAAAAUGUCGCAACUACUACUUACUAUGAUAGCAAUACAAACCCAAUGAUGAUAUUUAUGAAAUCUCAAAUAUAAAAAAUUAUGUAUUUAUGUAUGUAAGUUUCUAUGUAAUUGGCUGUUGAAAAAUUAAUUAAUUAAAUGUGGCUAAACAAAAAAAAAAGAAAACGUUUUGAAUUAUUAAAUUGAGUAAAGAAACUUUAUAAAUGUGGGCACACAGUUUACAUACAAUUGAAUUUUCUGAAAGUUAUACUAAU